This is a messenger RNA of Cylicostephanus goldi, 378 nucleotides long. The record is from the annotation of a GenBank genome assembly. Lineage: Eukaryota; Metazoa; Nematoda; Chromadorea; Rhabditida; Strongylidae.
UUGUUAAGUUGGUAUCGUUCUGUUAUAGCGUUCAAAUGUGAAUCACCAAAGCAUUCUGCGUCUUCCUUCUCAACAACGGACGGAUUCUUCCAUUUCCAUACCACCUUCAUUGCUGAAUUCACUCUUCAAUGCAGCAACAGUAUGAAGGAUGCACCAUUUUAUGCAGUAGUCAAUGGAAACAUCUACAACGUAGCAGUAUCGGUAGAGACUGCGAAAUAUCAGGUCUCUUGGACUCAAGAGCACGAGCAGUCUGAUGCGCAAACCUUUGCCAUCAAGAUUUAUGACGAAGAUGGUAUUGCUGCUUAUCGAAAAGAUCCCAAUACUGCUCCAUUGUUCACUAUCAGCCAUUAUCACCCUGUAAGUUGUCUACUUUUAUGA